CCAUAGCGCUACUAGUAUUCACACAAUACAUCAGUGGUGGCGCAAGAGUGCCAUUCAACUAAUCAACUGUCGCCCUUCCCAAAAGCACCAGCAUGCGGGGAUCAACAAAGAAUGAGACCACCAAGGAAUCUGAAAAUAGCAACGAUGAGGUAGACCUUCUGAACAUAGUGGAGAUGCGGAUAAGAGGUGAUGCAUCAGACUUUGAGAUUAAAGAGCAAACGGUCCAUCGGCCAGGAAAUUCCAUGCAAGCUUGCCGUGUACCGCCACCACGGCCACCACAACACUCUCAAGCAGCUUCUAUCCCACCUCCUCCUUCCGUCCACUCCACUGAUUCCAAGGAUAGCUUCGACAUCUUUAGUCUCGUGGCCGCAAGGGCCGCCCAACCAUCCUUGCCUGAUGCCGACAAUCUUUGCGAUCAGGGUCAAAAUACACUGGAGCUCGCUGGAAUAAAAGAUACAAGAGCAGUUGUAGGGGAAAACUCAUCCACAACACUGCUUUUGUUACAAUCUGACUUCACCUUUAGACCUACUUCUACUGCAUCCAACGGAUCAACAACAAGUCGCCAAGGAUCAUUUGCUACUGGUGUGCCUGAUAACAUCACUAGCACCGAGCCAUUGCCAACAUUAACCGCACCAUCAUUGUCUCGAGCAAGAAGGGUCUCAGCCGUCUCAGUAUCGGAACCUGGGGCCCACGCUGUGGAUGGGAUUACGCUAUUGUUUGAUCGCCCAAGAAGUAGGCCAUCAACUGGAGGGACACCUGACAUGGAAGAGCUGGGAUUGGAAUUGGUGCCUACAUCUCAAAAUGAAACUGAUGGCAAUGGUGGUCUCAUUCAUGCUGACCUAGUUGACGACUCAGAAAUUGGGGAGAUUCCAACUGCAGAGCCAAUGACAACAAGGGCAAAAAGACUAUGGAAGAAGCAACUAUGUCUCGGAUUCUCCCGACAAGCCAUUGUUGCCAUCACCAUUGUUUCAAUCCUCCUUUUGGCAUUUCUUCUUGCUCGAAAAUCAAGCAAUCAAACUCCGUCAGCAAAGCAGCAAAAUGGAGCGAUUCCAAUACCAGAAUAUCCGGGGACAACAGCUUCAAUCACACAAGCACCAACAUCGCUAUGGGAAAGACUAAAUCUACCUGAAUACACCCUCAGGGUUAUGGAGAAUCCUAGGUCUCCACAGACCAAGGCAUAUCAAUGGCUAAGCAACAAUAUCAACAAAUCCAACAAUACACAACAUCUCCCGGUAUGGAGACUAAAGCAAAGGUUUGCACUCGCCACAUUUUAUUAUUCAACACGGGGGGACUACUGGGUAAAAAAUCAAGGCUGGCUGGAUUGGGACACCAAUGAGUGCAGCUGGGAGCAGCUUCAAUGGUUGACAGGAGAGGCAGCUUGUGCUGACAAUGGGAAACUCCUAUCAUUGAGAUUUGGGUAUGCCAACAACUAUGCCAACAACUUGGAUGGAACCAUACCACCAGAAAUAGCUCUGCUUCAUGAUAGCUUGGAAACACUUUCAAUAUUUCAGAACCCUCAGCUCAAAGGAAAUAUACCAAUGGAGGUUGGACUGAUGACAAGGCUGACGCUCUUGUUGUUUAGCACAACGAGCUUGUCUGGCACACUCCCAACAGAACUGGGUCAGCUAGAAAGCUUGGAGGGUCUUUCAAUCUCAGGUAGGGAGCUUGAUGGAACUUUACCUACUCAACUGGGCAACCUAAGGAAACUGACAUCUCUGGGAUUUAGUAGAGCGAACUUUUCUGGAUCCAUCCCCACCGAAGUUCUUCGAUUGUCAAACCUGAAGAGCUUGAGUCUCUUAGAGUGCCCUUUGUUGGAUACAGCAUCUUUUCUCCCUGAGGUAGUUGGAAACCUGCACAGUUUGAACAGUGUAAAUCUAGGCUAUCGAAAAACUGGGGGGUUCACAUCAAUUCCAUCUGAAAUUGGGAAGCUGACCAACUUGGCAAGCCUGAUUUUGAAAGACUUCCAACUUAAUGGCCCCCUGCCAAGUGAGCUUGCAAUGUUGACAAAUUUAAAUUACUUGGACUUGCAAAGGAACUCCAUCACUGGCACUCUACCACAAGAGUUAUCCAAGAUGUCCCAGCUGGAAAUAGUGAACAUUGGUUCCAACCAAUUAGAAGGCAGACCGCUGGAACAAGGCGUUCUCCACCAACUCACUCAGCUACAGGAGUUGCACAUCAAUGACAACCUUUUCUCAGGCUGUAUUGCAACAGAAAUUGGUUCGAUGAGUAGUCUUGAGAAGCUUGAACUGCAAAAUACAAACCUAUCUGGGACCCUUCCCACGGAACUACUUUUGUUGGACAACUUGACCAGCCUGGUAGUCAUGAACACAUCCUUGACAGGCAGUAUCCCUGAUGGAUUAUGUGGUGCCAUACUCUCGCCACAUGAAAGGAAGUAUUUUGGUGGGAAUUCCUAUUCGGUUCCAACAACCAACCUGUCAGCCUGCUAUGGAACUAGUCUGUGUGGCUGUACUUGUGAUCCUUGCCCCAAGUAACUAUAGUAACUGGCUGGUCUGAGAUAUCCUUUCCUGCUAAUAAUAGACUCCUGUGCCUAGCUAG
Messenger RNA from Seminavis robusta, 2556 nucleotides. The record is from the annotation of a GenBank genome assembly. NCBI's taxonomy places the organism in Eukaryota, Bacillariophyta, Bacillariophyceae, Naviculales, Naviculaceae.